Molecule: messenger RNA, 478 nt
Organism: Phacochoerus africanus (Common warthog)
Lineage: Eukaryota; Metazoa; Chordata; Mammalia; Artiodactyla; Suidae
Gene: SPMIP10
Product: testis expressed 43
Exons: 3
Coding region: 12-443 (143 amino acids)
Biological process (GO): flagellated sperm motility
Source: RefSeq, a predicted model, not a curated record
UGAAGUUCUAGAUGAGAAUUCCUGUCCUACUGGCAGUCAUGACUUCAGGCAAAGACACUUGGCCUGUCUUACCUAAACUUAACAGCAACUCUUCUGAGGAGAAUUUAUAUAAGUCUGCUCAUAAGUUUGAGGCAAUUCAUUUGCCACGGUUUUCAUUAAAGCAAGGGCUCAUCCCAAGAUAUUAUGUAAUGCCUUGGAAAGAAAAUAUGAAAUUCAGGAAGGUGAAUCUGAAGCAUGCAGAAGCAUGUAGGAUCCAUGCCGGCCCUUUAGAAGAUACUCUGUUUUUGAAUCACAGCGAAAGGCUUUGCCAUGGGGAGGACCGUAAAGUCGUCUCGAAGAAAGGCCCACCAGAAAUAAAAAUCGCAGAUAUGCCUUUGCAUUCACCUCUUUCCAGAUACCAAAGCACUGUGAUUUCCCUCGGCUUCAGGAGGCGACUGGUCUGAUGAAAGAAUAAAACGAUAAGAGUAUUUCAGUCUCU